CAACCGCUUUUUGUUGGAAUCUCCUUUUCCUAUUUAUUCGAUCGCUUCCACUCCCUCGUGCCGCUGAACGCGAAUCAAACCCUCGAUCUGAGCUGGUAACCAAGCGGAGGCCAUGGCGAUCUCGGAGGUUGAGGCGGUUAAACUGGAUGAGUUGAUCCAGUGCACGUUGGCGUCGCGAUACGUUCGUCAGGGUGUUCAUCGGUUGAGUUUGGUGGCGCGGGGAUCGCGGACUGAAGUUUUGUUGUGUUUCUUUCUUUCUUUUUUGUUUUUGUUUUUGAUGAUUUGUGUUGAUUGGGGGCGCAGGUUUAGGAUGCCGCCGCAGUCGAUCCCGAAGGAGGCGGCUUAUCAGAUCAUCAACGAUGAGUUGAUGCUGGACGGGAACCCGAGGCUGAACCUGGCGUCGUUUGUGACGACGUGGAUGGAGCCGGAGUGCGACAAGCUGAUCAUGGACGCUGUCAAUAAGAACUAUGUCGACAUGGAUGAGUACCCAGUCACCACUGAACUCCAGAACCGUUGUGUCAACAUGAUAGCCCAUCUUUUUAAUGCCCCGAUUGGGGAUGAUGAAACAGCUAUUGGAGUUGGGACAGUGGGUUCCUCAGAAGCUAUCAUGCUUGCAGGGCUUGCAUUCAAGAGGAAGUGGCAGAACAGAAGAAAGGCUGAGGGGAAGCCUACAGACAAACCCAACAUUGUUACUGGAGCAAAUGUUCAGGUUUGUUGGGAGAAAUUUGCCAGGUACUUUGAAGUAGAGCUAAAAGAAGUCAAAUUGAGAGAGGGUUAUUAUGUGAUGGACCCUGCCAAGGCAGUGGAGAUGGUUGAUGAGAAUACUAUUUGUGUUGCUGCCAUCUUGGGUUCAACUCUCACUGGAGAGUUUGAGGAUGUUAAGACUCUUAACGAUCUCCUGACAGCCAAAAACAAAGAAGCUGGGUGGGAUGUACCGAUACAUGUCGAUGCUGCUAGUGGUGGAUUCAUAGCGCCUUUCCUCUACCCUGAGUUGGAAUGGGAUUUCAGGCUACCUCUGGUUAAGAGCAUAAAUGUCAGCGGCCACAAAUAUGGUUUGGUUUAUGCGGGAGUAGGAUGGGUUGUGUGGAGGAACAAGGAGGAUUUGCCUGAAGAGCUUAUCUUCCAUAUCAAUUAUCUUGGAGCUGACCAGCCUACUUUCACUCUCAACUUCUCUAAAGGAUCCAGUCAAAUAAUUGCCCAAUACUACCAGUUAAUCCGUUUGGGCUUUGAGGGUUACAGGAACAUCAUGGAAAACUGCACAGAGAAUAUGAAGGUACUGAAGGCCGGGAUCGAGGCGACAGAAAGGUUUGUGAUCGUCUCCAAGGAUGUCGGCGUGCCCCUCGUUGCCUUCUCGCUCAAGGACUCAAGCAAGUUCACUGUUUUCGACGUCUCAGAGAGCUUGAGGAGGUUUGGGUGGAUUGUUCCGGCCUACACCAUGCCGGCUGAUGCUGAGCAUGUUGCGGUCCUUCGUGUUGUGAUCAGGGAGGACUUCAGCCGGAGCCUUGCUGAGCGCCUGGUGAUCGACAUCCAGAAGGUCUUGUUGGACUUGGACCACCGGUGGACUCGAACGUCUACGGCGAUCACCCACGUCCAGGUCGAGGAGAAACCUGAGCAACCGGAGGUCUUGAACAAGAGCAUCAGAGAGAUUACCAAGUAUUGGAAGGCAUUGGUGCAGCGUAACAAGAAAACCAGUGGAGUUUGUUAAGCGAGGCACGCAGUGGGAUCUCCAUUCCUGCUCCUGAAGUUGAAUAAUUGCCUCUCCUAGUAGGUUUUGUGGUUCGAGAGUUUGUUUAAGCAACAUAACCACUGUCAUUCUAUGCA
Messenger RNA from Zingiber officinale, 1821 nucleotides. RefSeq names its product glutamate decarboxylase-like. NCBI's taxonomy places the organism in Eukaryota, Viridiplantae, Streptophyta, Magnoliopsida, Zingiberales, Zingiberaceae. The transcript has 6 exons. Bases 113 to 1705 code for a protein of 530 amino acids. Gene Ontology annotation, molecular function: glutamate decarboxylase activity; pyridoxal phosphate binding. Gene Ontology annotation, biological process: L-glutamate catabolic process. The record is from RefSeq and is a predicted model, not a curated record. Gene Ontology annotation, cellular component: cytosol.